This is a messenger RNA of Owenia fusiformis, 1643 nucleotides long. Lineage: Eukaryota; Metazoa; Annelida; Polychaeta; Sabellida; Oweniidae. The record is from the annotation of a GenBank genome assembly.
GCCUUUGGUAGAACAUUGACCUCAAACAUAAUGAAAUUGUCAUGGGCUCCGUAUUCAACGAUGUUUUGCAGGUUUUCUGAAACUGCAAUUAGAAUUGAAAUCCGACGACCAGUUUAAAAAACUGUCAUCUGAAGUCUGAAAUUGAUGGUUUUUAUUUGAAAUUGGUAGUUAUUAUCUACAAAGUGAUGGAUGCACCUUCUUCGCAAGCCGAAUUUUUAGGAUACGCAUGUGAUGUUAUCCACUUUUUAAUGUUCAACACACCCCUGCGACAAUCCAUAAUAAUUCUUGGUACGUCCAGGACAACGACUCCCACCAAUAGUACGAUAACUGCAGUUAUCGGCGGUAUUCCUAUCACAGCGGCGAGCUUGGCUUCCUCCGCCUUGAAUUCUAUUCUUUUAGCUGGUUUGUACGCUUUUUCCUUCAUUUCCUGUUGUGCAGUUGGAAUAGGUGGUGUAGUUGAGGAUUUGAGCAGAGGUGUCGUCGGUAUGGCAGUUGUAUGUGGCGUUGUAUCUGCAUUAGAUGAUUCACUCGUUAUGGACGCAGAUGUUGAUCCCGAUGAACUACUUUCAGAUGUUGAACUUGGUGCAAAUGUUGAACUUGAAGAGCUCGGUUCAGCUGAGAUUGAUACAGAUGUUGAAGUUGAGGUUGGUGCAGAUGUUGAAGUUGAUGGUGCAGUUGUUGAAGUUGAGGUCGCCAAAGUUGUUGAAGUUGAGGCUGUUGCAGAUGUUGAAGUUGAGGUCACUACGGAUGUUGAAGUCGAGAUUGGCGCAGUUGUUGAAAAUGAUGUUGGUGCAGAUGUUGAAGUUGAGCUCGCUGCAGUUGCUGAAGUUGAGGUUGGUGCAGUUGUUGAAGUUGAAGUCGCCAAAGUUGUUGAAGUUGAGGCUGUUGCAGAUGUUGAAGUUGAGGUCGCUAUGGAUGUUGAAGUCGAGAUUGGCGCAGUUGUUGAAGUUGAUGUUGGUGCAGAUGUUGAAGUUGAGCUCGCUGCAGUUGCUGAAGUUGAGGUUGGUGCAGUUGUUGAAGUUGAAGUCGCCAAAGUUGUUGAAGUUGAGGUUGGUGCAGAUGUUGAAGUUGAGGUCGCUAUGGAUGUUGAAGUCGAGAUUGGCGCAGUUGUUGAAGUUGAUGUUGGUGCAGAUGUUGAAGUUGAGCUCGCUGCAGUUGCUGAAGUUGAGGUUGGUGCAGUUGUUGAAGUUGAAGUCGCCAAAGUUGUUGAAGUUGAGGUUGGUGCAGAUGUUGAAGUUGAGGUCGCUAUGGGUGUUGAAGUUGAGGUUGGCGCAGUUGUUGAAGUUGAUGUUGCUACAGUUGUUGAAAUUGAGGUUGGUGCAGAUGUUGAAGUUGAGGUCGAAACAGAUGUUGUUGUUGUCACUGGUGGUUUCUUGUCACAUCCAAAGUAUCUUACAGUAUCAUCACAUCCUAUGGAUUUCCAAAGUCCACCCGGUAUCAUAGCGACACAGCGACCAUCACCUGCAUUCGGUUGGCUUGUGUCCCAACUGAAAGAAUGUGUACCAUUAAAGAAUAAUGCACGUAACCCAACAACUAAAGUCACAAAGGUCAAUAAAACAUAUUCACGGUGUACAAUCAAAUCGAAAACACAGCUUCAGACAGCGACUUGCGUUAAUCGAAACGAGGCUACAAAGCAAAAUUGA